GCGAGCCUCUUAUUUUCCGUGCUGCUGAGUAUCGACCAUAAUCAUCAUUUAGUCUUCGCUCAGGACUGGUGCCACCACGAGAACAGAUACGGACACUCUGCGGCAAUGGCGAGCGGAGGGGGCAUGACCUGGCUGAUGAUCAUUCUCAUCAUAUGCAAUGCCUUCGCUUCUGCAGCAGGACUGGCAUUAUUUGCGCUGGCCAUUUGGGUGGCAGUAGAUGGAUACAGGCUGUACCCAAUAUCCGGCGUGUCAGGGAAGGAUGACAUCUUUGCUGGAGCCUGGAUUGCCAUCUUCACUGGCUUUGCCUACUUUUGCACCACCAUCUUUGGCAUCUUCGCGGCUCUGAAAAAGAGACGUUCUCUCAUGCUGGUGUAUCUGAUCAUAAUGUUCAUCAUCUUCAUAUUCGAGUGUGCCUCCUGCAUCACAGCUGCCACCAACAGAGACUAUCUGGUUGGUAACAGUAACCUUGUGAAGAAGCAGAUGCUGAGGUACUACGCUGAGAGCAGUGACAAAGGAGCCCAGAUCACUAACACAUGGAACAGAGUCAUGCAGGACGUGCAGUGCUGUGGGACGGACAGUCCUUUGGACUGGAUUGAGUAUAACUCCACCUUCAGACAGACUUACGGCACUACGUACCCGUGGCCGCUCAACUGCUGCAAGCGCCUGAGCAGCUUCGAGGUGGCGGAUCCAGAGGGCUGCAAGAUCGGCCAGAGCAGCACCAUGUUUAACAAGGGAUGCUUUAACCACAUUGAGUCAGUGUUCAGCCGUUAUACUUGGGCGGUGAGCUGGUACGGCUUCUCUGUGCAGAUGUUCGUGUUCUUCCUGCUGCUGAUCGCCAUGGUGUACUACACGCAGCUGGGCUAAAGAGAUUAAAGGAACACAAAAAGCGCUACACUAAGAAACAGCAUUAUAUCUAGUAUUGUUGCUUUUGGAAUAACCACUGCUUCUGCCUGUUGCCUCUACACCGUCAUCAAUGCUGCCACAAAAAUCCUCUUUCAAAACAGACUGCAAAGUGUUUAAAGGUACUAAACAGAUUUUUAGGUUUGAGCGCUUGUGAUUGCUUUGAAUGUUUAGUUUUGAUGAAUGGCAUGUAUUUUCUUUGACCCCUGUCACUGUCCACUUGUUUUCUUUUUGGAUUUAAUUUGAGGUUUUUUUUUCUUAAAAAAUGUUCAAUGUAAUUGCACAUUUCAGGAUUUUUGUCAGAUGAUUUCAUUCUACAGUGCCAAUCACACAUUUACUCAUGUUAUUUUGUAGACAGACCUGAGUUGGGCUUUUUUUGUUCCAUCUUGUGGUCACGUUUGCUUUUCAACAUCAGAGAUAUGUAUAGCCAAAUGUACAUUUUUAUCCAUUAUAUUCAUGUAUUUGUACUAGCAAAUAAUAAACCACCUUAUUGAAGUGCCA
This is a messenger RNA of Colossoma macropomum (tambaqui), 1401 nucleotides long. It is a transcript of the gene upk1a, whose product is annotated as uroplakin 1a. Gene Ontology annotation, cellular component: membrane. The record is from RefSeq and is a predicted model, not a curated record. The coding region runs from base 106 to 864 and encodes 252 amino acids. The transcript has 7 exons. Lineage: Eukaryota; Metazoa; Chordata; Actinopteri; Characiformes; Serrasalmidae.